Molecule: messenger RNA, 2332 nt
Organism: Perca fluviatilis (European perch)
Lineage: Eukaryota; Metazoa; Chordata; Actinopteri; Perciformes; Percidae
Gene: ptgesl
Product: prostaglandin E synthase 2-like
Exons: 7
Coding region: 32-1168 (378 amino acids)
Cellular component (GO): mitochondrion
Molecular function (GO): prostaglandin-E synthase activity
Source: RefSeq, a predicted model, not a curated record
UUGCACUCUGGGACUUUUAUGUAAAACCAACAUGGCGGCCGCCUGCACCAGAACGCUCUGUAAGGUCGGCAGGAGUAUUUUGGAGUCUCCAGCCGCCCGCCGGCCCGGUACCGUCUCCUACUUGGUGGGGAAUGGGAGCUCACGAGGGUCCAGGAGGGCGUACGGUACCGGUGGGUACCGCUCCGAGCUGGUGUCCUCUCUGCGGACAGGAGCAGGAGGCAGAGUGCUGGGCUGUGCCGUCCUGCUCGGUGGAGGUCUGGGUCUAUAUCACACCGUGAAGUUCAGGGUCCAGCAGCUCCUGGCCGAGGAGGAGACCAAGGUCUCGGGAGGAGGUCUGAAGUUGACCCUGUACCAGUACAAGACCUGCCCGUUCUGCAGCAAGGUGCGAGCGUUUCUGGACUACCACGGGCUGCCGUACGAGAUCGUGGAGGUGAACCCGGUGAUGAGGAAGGAGAUCAAGUGGUCGGUGUACAGAAAAGUUCCCAUACUGAUGGUGGAUGGCAAUGUGCAACUGAACGACUCAUCCGUCAUCAUCAGCUCCCUCAAGACAUAUUUAAUCAACACGGAGAGAAGCAUGUCUGAGAUCCUUCACUGCUACCCUGAGAUGAAGUCCGUGAACGAACGUGGGAAGGAGGUGACUGAGUACAGCAACAAGUACUGGGUGAUGCUGGGUGAGGCUGAGAUCACGGAAAUAUACCCCGAGAAGGGAAUGCAGAAAGAGGAGAUGAAGUGGCGUCAGUGGGCCGAUGAUUGGCUCGUGCAUCUCAUAUCUCCCAACGUGUACCGGACUACCGGCGAGGCCCUGGCAUCCUUUGACUACAUUGUGCGCGAGGGCAAGUUUGGCACUUUUGAAGGUUUCUUUGCCAAAUAUGUCGGCGCUGCGGCCAUGUUUCUCAUCGCCAAAAGGCUGAAAAGUCGACACAACCUGCAGGACGACGUCCGAGAGGAUCUCUACAAGGCCGUCAACGACUGGGUGGCAGCCGUCGGCAAGAAGAGGAAGUUCAUGGGUGGAGAUCAGCCCAACCUGGCAGACCUGGCGGUGUUUGGCGUCCUCCGAGUGAUGGAGGGCCUGCAGGCGUUUGACGACAUGAUGGAUAACACCAAGGUCAAACACUGGUACCGCCGGAUGGAGAGGGCGUCGCUUAAUCACGAGGGCCGACAGGACUGAAGCUGACCUGGAGUCAAACGAGGAGAGGGAGAGGAGAGGAGAGGAGAGGAGAGGAGAGGAGAGCAGAGCAGAGCGCACAACACCGAGAGCUUCCAGCCUCAGAAAGACUGAACAGUAAACGGCCAAGACACCCAGUCGGAGACCGGCGGCAGGAAGCAACAAGUCCUGCAAAAAUUGUACAACGGUUUGAGAACGGUCACCACUGCAGUGAUUUAUUUUAUUUUUUCUUCCUGAUUAAAAACACAUGCGUUUCAUUUUUGAAGGUAAAGAGAUCACACACAUGAAAAUACUGUCUGCAGGUGGCUAAUUUGACCAUUUAAUAACCAAGCUGCUUAAAUCUGCUGUUCAUUUUAGGGCAUUUUACUGACCUCUACUGGUGAUCUGUGGGAACUGAAUCUAUUCAAAGACAUUUCAUUUAACACGGUAAAGGCACAUUUUCAGAAUACAAACAAAACAAAUAAUUUGGCAUAUCUUUGAUACAGCAAUUCUAAAAAUGUCCUCCACAUAGGUUUGCUUACUUUUUCAUUAUGGGGUGGUGAAAAUAUGGUGUAUUGUCCCUUUAAGACAGCCUACAGGGUUUCCAUGCAGAUCAGGAGAGUUUUACACAUUUACAGGCCUUUAAUGGUGGCACAAAAAUUUUUACAUAUUUUUUAGUGACCAAAAAAAUUGCAAUAUGGGAACGGCUAUUUCACACACUACUGUAUAAUUCUUUAUUUUGUUUGUGUUAACAUGGUUUAUUUCAGUGGUUGUCAACCAAAGAUGUUGUUCCUGCAAGGACUCCCAAGCUUAUAUUUAUGAAAAAUAAAACUGCUAACAUCAGCUAAGUUUAUCACUUAAUUUGAAGGCAGACACAUUCAGAUCAUCACCGCUUUGUCUGGAAUAAAAGUAGUCGUUUAGAUUGUCUUCGAGGUUCAGUAGUUUGUGUGAACUUGUUCCAGGUACCGUGACAUCUCUUAAUUUAUUUCAUGCGAUUGUUUCUCUGGAACUGAGAUCAGUAAGUUCUUGUGCUGGUGUUCUCUUGAGGGUAAAAUGUAAGAACUGGUAAGCUGGCAGUUUGAAUGUACUUAAUAUGCAAAACUGCAGAUCAAUUUCUUGAAGUAAUUGUAUUAAAACCAACUCAUGUGCAUAGUUGUAAAAAGAUGAAAAUAAAAAAGGAAACCUGGA